AAAGUCGGGAGCUGGGCGGCGAUUGGGCCAGCCGUUGCUGCCUUCUACUGCCUCUUCUCCGGCGCCCGCUCGCCCUUCCCUUCCCGGCAGGAAUGAUAACUUGGGUGAACGUGAACGAAUAAAGCCACUUCUGCAAAUGUAGGGCAGAAGGCCAAUGGUGCAAACAGUAUGGCCCUAAUGAACGGACAGACCAGUAAUAUUAAUAUUGUAGCUACUGCUUCAGAGAAGAGUAGCAGCUCAGAAUCAUUGAGUGAUAAAGGUUCUACUGAAUUGAAGAAAAGUUUUGAUGCAGUAGUUUUUGAUGUUCUGAAAGUUACACCUGAGGAAUAUGCAGGCCAGAUUACACUCAUGGAUAUUCCUGUAUUUAAAGCUAUUCAACCAGAGGAACUGUCAAGCUGUGGUUGGAAUAAAAAGGAAAAAUAUAGUUCAGCACCAAACGCAGUUGCUUUUACAAGAAGAUUCAACCAUGUAAGCUUUUGGGUAGUUAGAGAGAUUCUUCAUGCACAGACAUUGAAAAUAAGAGCUGAAGUCCUAAGCCACUAUAUCAAAACUGCUAAGAAACUUUAUGAACUAAAUAAUUUACAUGCUCUUAUGGCUGUGGUUUCUGGAUUGCAAAGUGCCCCCAUCUUCAGGUUGACUAAAACAUGGGCGUUACUGAGCCGAAAAGACAAAGCUUCUUUUGACAAACUGGAAUACAUAAUGAGCAAAGAGGACAAUUAUAAAAGACUUAGAGACUAUAUUAGUAGCUUGAAGAUGACUCCUUGUAUUCCUUAUUUAGGUAUUUAUCUCUCAGACUUGACAUAUAUUGACUCAGCAUAUCCAUCAACAGGAAGUAUUCUGGAAAAUGAGCAGAGAUCAAACUUAAUGAAUAAUAUUCUUAGAAUAAUUUCAGACUUACAGCAAUCUUGUGAAUAUGAUAUUCCUGUGUUGCCGCAUGUUCAAAAGUACCUGAAUUCUGUUCAGUAUAUAGAGGAACUUCAGAAGUUUGUGGAAGAUGAUAAUUAUAAACUUUCAUUAAAAAUAGAACCUGGGACCAGUACCCCACGUGCCACUGCAUCACGUGAAGAUUUAGUUGGCCCUGAAGUGGGUGUUUCUCCCCAAACAGUGCGAAAGAAUGCUACUGCUGAAGGAGCAUUGCUACCACCAACUCCUCCAUCUCCUAGAAAACUGAUGCCUCAUGGGCAUAGAAAGUGUCACAGUUUGGGAUACAAUUUCAUUCAUAAAAUGAACACAGCAGAAUUUAAAAGUGCAACAUUCCCAAAUGCAGGACCAAGACAUCUUUUAGAUGAUAGUGUCAUGGAACCACAUGCUCCAUUACGGGGGCAGGCAGAGAGCUCCACCCUUUCCAGCGGAAUUUCAAUAGGUAGCAGUGAUGGUUCAGAGUUUAGUGAAGAAACUUCUUGGCCAGCAUUUGAAAGGAACAGAUUAUACCAUUCUCUUGGUCCGGUGACAAGAAUAGCACGAAAUGGCUAUUGGAGCCACAUGAAGGGCAGCAGUUCUGCAGAGUCUGAAGAUUUAGCUGUUCAUUUGUAUCCAGGAGCCGUUACUAUUCAAGGGGUUCUUAGAAGAAAAACUUUGUUGAAAGAGGGGAAGAAACCAACAGUAGCUUCUUGGACCAAAUACUGGGUGGCUCUAUGUGGAACACAGCUUUUCUACUAUGCUGCAAAGUCUUUGAAGGCUACAGAGAGAAAACAUUUCAAAUCUACACCAAGUAAGAAUGUGUCAGUAGUGGGUUGGAUGGUUAUGAUGGCUGAUGAUCCAGAUCAUCCGGAUCUUUUCUUACUCACAGAUUCUGAAAAAGGGAAUUCAUACAAGUUUCAAGCUGGUAACAGAAUGAAUGCAAUGCUGUGGUUCAAGCAUCUAAGUGCUGCUUGCCAAAGCAACAGACAACAGAGCUGGAGUGGGUGUGGCUUGCGCAUGAUACAUCCAGGGUGCCAGUUUGACACCCCUGAUCCAGAUCAUGGCUAACCCAAAGGUUCCUGCCAAUUUAAUGACUUUUGAGUGACCAGCUACUGCAGAAUUUGAUCCAAGAAUUUGCUUCAUCCACUUUUGAAUGCUAUUUCAUGGUUUGAGAAGUCCUGUUGAAGGCAUGCCAGCUAUACUUCUGACUAGGAAGUUCUGAAUAAAAGCACUAAGAUUUCAGGGAAUGGAAUGUGACAUGAACUACCGUGAGGCUUGCUGCUAUUCAAUAUUCUCUGAACUGACUUGUGGAAACCACUGCCUUAAAGAAUGAAAGGUUAUCCAACAUGAAACACCAAAUUUGUGUGUGUGUGUGUGUGUGUGUAAAACCUCUGAUGGUGCUGUGCUUAGGUUAAGUAGGUUGUAGCUAGUUUGUAUUUGUGUUUACUUUGUUACAUUUUAAUUUUAAAGCCCUGCUUUUUUCAGCUUUUCUUGUUGUAAAAGGAGUAUAUCUGAAACUUAAGGGUGUUUCAAGGGGUGUUUGUGCAAGGGGAUAGCCUGUGUUUUCUUGAAAAAUAUGCAGCUUAUAUCUGUGUCCCUCUGUAUUAGCUCUUGUGCUCAGCUAAUUGGGGACACAGUAUAAUUAGUUUAGCUUAGAAUGUAACAACUGUAAUAUAUGCAAAUUUAUCUUCUUUUUAUAAAGCACUGACUUUGCAGAAUUUGAUACUA
Messenger RNA from Pantherophis guttatus, 2628 nucleotides. It is a transcript of the gene RALGPS2, whose product is annotated as Ral GEF with PH domain and SH3 binding motif 2. Gene Ontology annotation, cellular component: plasma membrane. The record is from RefSeq and is a predicted model, not a curated record. NCBI's taxonomy places the organism in Eukaryota, Metazoa, Chordata, Lepidosauria, Squamata, Colubridae. Gene Ontology annotation, molecular function: guanyl-nucleotide exchange factor activity. Gene Ontology annotation, biological process: Ras protein signal transduction.